CCCCUUCACACAUUGCAUCCUUUGUAAGGAAUAUCUUCCCAAAAUGUUUUAUCCAUCAGAGCAAAGAAGAACUUCUCACACACGUAAACCGAGUUUACUGUACAGAGGAGACUGAAGAAACAAUGUGUGGAGCAAUUACAAGAUUUGCAGUUUGGUUCUGCGCGCUUCUGGUCUGUAAUUUGGAUGAAACUUACACACAGGCUUUUAGUAAUUCAUCAAUCUUUCAAUCAUCAUACUACAUUUAUGAAUAUAUAAAUACACCAUUAAAAUGGGAACAUGCUUCCAGAUAUUGUGAGCUACGCUUUGGCAGUCUGCCUGUUGUUAGUAAAGUUGCAGACAAGAAUGCUGUAUUGGAUCUGUUAGCUCCCCAAGGGGUUAAUCAGCAAGUAUGGAUAAAUGGAAAACUGAAUGAGGUGUCAGGAGGGGAAGACAUAACUGUGGGAAAGAACAGUGCUGAUUGGUUCAAGACCCUGGCAUUCCUAAACAAAACAGAUACCAAACAUGCCAAAAUUCUCAAUGUGCUGCCUCCUUUGUCAGCUGUUACAAUCUGUGCACGUGUUCAGUGGGACAGCCAAUCUUCCGACAUUGCCACAGUAUUUUCUUACGCCAUUCCAGCAUUUAUUAAUGAAUUCCAGCUACGUGGUCGUAUUGAUGAUGUUGGAUUCAUCCAGUUAGCUCUGAUAGUUCAUGGACAUCACACGCCCUACAGAUCGGUGCUAAAAAGUGACGGACUGUGGCAUCACUUUUGUGUAACAUGGCAAAAUGAAAAUGGUGCUUGGUUUAUUUAUGCAGAUGGGGUAAAGGUGAGUUCAGGAGAUGGCUGCUACAGUUCGCAAAUUAUUGCUGGAAAUGGGACAUUUAUUAUUGGUCAAGAUCAAGACUCAUUAGGAGGUGCAUUCAAACAAAAUGAGGCUUUUAGUGGCAAUAUCACAGACUUGAACAUUUGGACCCAAGUGUUGGAUGCAAACCAGAUUAAAGCAGUCAGUAUGUGCUCUUUUCCUCAGCGAUAUCUCAUUUACCAGUGGAAUUUGACCAGUUUGGAAAUUGAGCCAAGUGUUCAAAUUGUGGAACUUCAGCUGAAUUGCAAAGAUCUGAAAAUUUCUUCAGGCGAAUGUCAGACUUUUGAUGCUGCCUCUGGAUUUAAAAGUCAAUUUGGCUGUGAGAAUCCACUGCCCUUCCUCUGCCAGUUGACAAAAGAUACAUAUUUGAAGUUAAACAAGCUUCAGUCAGAUUCAAGAAGCUUAUUCAAGACUAAAUUGAAAGCAUUUUCUCACAAUACAAUGGCUACUGAGUACAUGUCAUUGAGUAAUACAAAACUUGUACCCAAUAUUUCUGAAGCUGAGACUGUACUGAAGACAGUACAACAUGUUCUGAGCAUGGAAAAUGUCACUUUGCAAUCCACUGACAUGCUAAGUGUCGUACGCUUGCUACACAAUGUUGCCAGCAUGGAGCCAGAUGUAAAUGACACACAGGAAGAUUUUGAGAAUGUAAGCCGAAGCUUUAUCCACAUCGCUGGUGAGGUUCUUGAUCAGCAGAAUGCAGAGGGGUGGACUGAAAUUAGUGAGAUUGUUCAUGGUCCAAUGGCAGUAAUUUAUGGUGUGGACAGAAUGGUGCAAAAUCUGAACAAAUUGCUCACUUCUGAUCAAGAAAGUAUUGUCAUUAGAAGCAAAAACAUACAACUUGAAAUCAGGCAAAAGCUACUUACCAAUUUUACAAAUGACAUUGAUGUCUAUCUGAGUGAAAUGAACAACAAGUCAACUGAUCAAAUAGGACUUCCUAAAGAAGCAAUUGAUAGACUCCAACAAAGAGGUUUGACAAGAGCUUCAUUUGUGACCAUCUGGUAUGGCAGCCUUCACAGUUUACUUGGAAGUAGUGCAUUGGAAAUUAAUUUGAUGGAAACAGCUUUUGCUGAAGGAUUUAAACGUGUAGGGAUGCAGAUUGCAUCAGCAGUUAUUUCAUCAACAGUGUUUCAAGGGGCUCAGCCAGUCAGCACGGCUACAAAGUAUAGGUUGCAACACAGAGUUAAGGCCUUUUCUUCUUUUGCUGUUGAUUCAAUCUGUGUCUUCUGGAAUUUUAGUUUGAGGCCAGAGAAAGGUGGAAGCUGGUCUACAGCUGGCUGCAGUGUCGUCGAAUCUGGGCUUGAAUCAACAGCAUGUUUUUGCAAUCACUCGACAAAUUUUGCUUUGCUUUUCCAACUUUAUGAAGUGAAGAGAAGCUCUUAUGAAGAAGCUGUUCUUAUGAAUUUGACACUGAUUGGCUGUACUAUAUCUCUCUGUGCAUUGGUGGUCACGCUGAUUCUGUUCUCAGUGGUGGGUGUUCCAAAAUCAGAUCGAAUGACAGUGCACAAAAAUCUCAUUUGUGCCCUAGUUGCAGCAGAGGCUCUGCUUGUGGCAAGUGACUCAGCAAGGACAAACCAGGUGGCAUGUUCCAUUGUAACAGCUAUGCUACAUCUGCUCUUCAUGGCUGCUUUUGCCUGGAUGCUGGUGGAAGGAAUACUUCUCUGGAGUAAGGUCGUCACUGUCAAUAUCAGCGAAGAGAAGAGAAUGAAAUACUACUAUCUGAUUGGUUGGGGAUUCCCAGUUUUUAUUGUGGCCAUCACCUUAGCAACUACUGGUGACAAAUACAUAGCAGACAAUCAUUGUUGGCUGAACAUUCAGAGUGAGAUCAUCUGGGCCUUUGUUGGGCCUGUCCUUUUUUCUCUAACAAUCAAUACAUUUGUACUUUUACGUGUGGUAAUGAUCACAAUUGCAAGCUCACAACGGCACUCCAUGAUGUUGGCAUCAGACAGCACCUUGGCACAGCGUGUUUUGUCCCAGAUAUGGACGGCUAUCAAGCCUGUAGUGAUCCUUCUGCCAGUUUUGGGUCUGACCUGGUUUUGUGGGGUUUUGGUCCAUUUCAAUAUUGUUCUUGCAUAUAUCUUUGUUGUGCUUAAUUCCUUCCAGGGGCUAUAUAUAUUCUUGGUGUAUGGCGUUUAUAACAGUGAGGUGAGAAAUGCCAUUAAAAGAAUGAAAGAAAAGAAAAAAACUUUGUCUUUCACAAACUGCGCAAGCUCAAGACCAUCAAGUUGUCUUACCGGUCCGAAGAUGACCACCUCACUGGAUGUUGGAAAAUGCUCUAUUUCUACACCUGAGAAGAAUACUUUGAAAUCAGCAACCAAUAAAUCAGCUUCCAACAAAGGGGCAUCUAUGAUUUUCAACAGGGAAAAUAGAGCAGAAGAUGUGAUGUGUUUCUCAGAAAACUUAGCUCUUGACAAAACAGCGAUUCAGUUGACAGCAUUCAGAGUAUCAGGAUUGUGAAGCAUCAAUGCAGGAGUUCUGAUGGGGGUGAUGUACAUUUCCUGAGUGACCUUGUGGUUGAAAUUUGAAAGAAAACCAAUGACUAUUUUCAAAAGUUGAACUUAUGGAACCAAGAUCUUCAAUGUUUCUGCAGCAGGGACUCAGAACCUAAUCAAACAAGACUCCUACCAAGAUACUGAUCACCAAUCCAUUGAAGUCUAUGUUUUAAAUUUUUAGUUUCUCUCUUUACAAUAGAUUAAAUAUUAAGCACUGUAUAAUGUCAUGUAGUGAUAUUUACUGCAGCCUCAGGCCAGGAAUAUCGAAAGUGAUACGUGAAAAUAGUGUUACAUAGUAUCGAAACUGCACACGUUCUAACACAGUGGACAGAAUCGCUGUUUUCUGAAAGUAAUUUUAGGAAUAAAACAAAAGACACUUAGUGAAUGAUACAAUAGUGUUGUGACUUCUGGUUUCUCAGGUUAAUUGACUGAUAUAGGAUGGUGGUACAAACAGAGGUAAGUUAAUUUAGCCUUAGAAUCCUGUUAUUUUUGAGGUAAACAGGUUUAUAAUUAUGCCCUCAGCUAUAACUUUUAAAAACUUUGCCUGUAUGAAGAAGGUGGAACGGAUGAUUCUGUACUGUAUUCUUCCAAAUGUGAUCAUCAAAGAUUGAAAAUAAAAGGCAAGCGAUGUGAAUGAUUCCCUUCAAAACCUUUAGUUUUUAAAAAACAAUCUUACCAUCAGUUUCUCUUCAAAAAGCUAUUGGAAGUGUUUAUCAACUUUAAUAUCCUUUUGUUCACCCCUACCAUCAUUGAUUUAGAGAAAACUGUAUAAGAGUAUUGGUACAUUCAGAGAAACUGAACCGAAGGAUAGAAGCCUGCGAUUUUGGUAUUGUACUAUUCAAUGAUUCUAAUGCAUGAGAUACAUGAUGGAGAAAAGAUUUAUAUGUUACAGCCAUCAGGAAACUGUGUUUUUUCUCUCUCUAAAAAGUGAAGGGCUGGAGGAUGAGCUGAAAGGUCUGUCUAAGAUAAUGGAAAGGUUUCAAUAGGUAGAUGUAAUAAAAAUGCAUUGACUUGUUUGUUCUCUAUGUCCUGGCAUGCAUGUUCUAGAGCUCUCAAUAUGGGCAGGCAGGUGAAGAUGUUACACGUCCUGAACCAAAAUAAGAACUGUAAAAAUGAAACAAUUUCUAAAAAAAAUAGCAGUGAAUUCAGGAGAAAUGUCUUUAUCCAGAAGGAAUGUGCAACUGGCUUACACCAGAAAUAGCAGAGGUAAUUAGCUUUAAUGCAGUGGUACUAAUUAAAUAUGUGAGAAUAGAAUAGUUGGUUAAGCUGAUAAGCUUAAAUUGACAAAAAGGGAUGUCAAGCGACUCCUGGGCCGUAAACCUGAUGGCUAAAUAAACUGUACAUGUGAUAUACUUCCAUGAAUUUAGUAUCUGUACUAUGGAUGGAAUCGUGAAGGGUGACCUUAAUUUACACCAAACAUCACAAAUCAUUUUCAGAGAAUUUUUGUUUUGGCAGCACGCUACUAACACGUUCAGUCAGCCUGUUAAACUAAAAUUGUUCCUGGGUAUUUAUACUUGUCUUCUGGAGGAAUUAUCUCAUUAUGCUAGGAAUCAGUUGUGCCUUUGCAAAGUUACAGAUGGUUUUUGAUGAAUCACUGGACUCCUCCUGUUCCUACUCCAUAUCUUA
Stegostoma tigrinum is the source of this 4957-nucleotide messenger RNA. It is a transcript of the gene adgrd2, whose product is annotated as adhesion G protein-coupled receptor D2. Gene Ontology annotation, biological process: adenylate cyclase-activating G protein-coupled receptor signaling pathway; cell surface receptor signaling pathway. The transcript is spliced from 26 exons. Lineage: Eukaryota; Metazoa; Chordata; Chondrichthyes; Orectolobiformes; Stegostomatidae. Gene Ontology annotation, cellular component: membrane. Gene Ontology annotation, molecular function: G protein-coupled receptor activity. The record is from RefSeq and is a predicted model, not a curated record. The coding region runs from base 123 to 3296 and encodes 1057 amino acids.